AGCGUGCGGACCACGCCGGUCGUCCUUUGAGCCGUGUGCGUGGUAUUUUGCUGUGCAGCUACAAAGCGAACUCGCCGUCUUUGCGCCGCUUUGCGUGACUGCUCAUGGAAGCUCGCCGUCGCCUGUCCCUUGAAAUUGUGCGUUAAUUGCGUCGAAUAUGGCAGCUCAAAAUGAGGAGAGCUGCCAAAGCAAAGAGCGCACGACUUGGACAGACGAGGAGACGCGUGCGCUGAUUAAUAUAUGGGAAGAUGUGUUGCCAGAUCUGCGCGGUGCCAAAAGAAAUCUGAAGGUGUAUAUGGCCAUCUCUGAACUGCUCCGUGCAGUGGGAAUCGUGAAAAGCACGAAGGAAGUAAAGAAAGAGAUCCAGAACAUGAGCAACAAAUACAGGUAAAAGCUGAUUUAUAUUCUACUUAACAGCGUCAUUGUACAUCUGUUUUACUUGAGGCAGCUGAAUUAUUUCAUGUAUUCGUCGUCUCUUGUUAUGUCGGACUCUUUUGUUGGCAUUUGUGUUUGUCCCAAAGCUGCACGUGGGCCACUAAAGAAGGCAUUGUGAACAUUCCCGGAUUAAUUUUGACCACCUGGGGUUCCCUAACGUUCAAUGGCGUUGUACAGCGCUCGCACGUUUUUGCAGUUCGCCAUAUAAAAGCAGGAGUAACUGACGGGAUUCGAUUGUGGCUCAGCAGCCGAAAGCCAAAGCGGCGAGUCAAAAAUUGCUUGUUGUCGCAGCAGUUACGCCACAGAAUUAACAUUUUCGGUCUGCUUCAUUUCCCCUAACUACAAAGAAAGUAUUGCGUUUGUGCAUUGCAGCAAACUAUGGCGUCAUUUUGAAAAAUUCUAUUUCAGGCUACUGACCAGGACAGGAACGAAGACCGGGUCUGGCGGAAUCCAAUGGAAGUUUUACUGGGACAUCCACCGGUUCCUUGGAUCGCUGCCAGCCAAUGAUUCCACCCUCAUGGAGGAAAGUGGAUGUAGUGCCAUUGAUGGCACCUCUCCAGAGGAGCUGUUCAAUGGCAUGGUGCGCGGUGGAGUGGGCCAGCCCCCAGACACACCUACUGACUCACUUUCUGAGCGAAGCUCAGAGUGUCACGAGGUGGAAGCCUCACCACUGGAUUCUGGCACUGAAGAGGAACCUGCGGCCCCUACAGCAACAGCUGCAAAGAAAAAAAGGCUGGCUCCUCCCACAAGACUGCUUUCAGAAUUGUUGGAGGAGCAGCGUCAACUGCGCUGCUCACUAGAGCGCCACAGAACCGAGACUGUGGCAAUACAAAGGGGGCGGCUCGAGAUCCUGAAGCGGAGCGAAGCUCGGGAAGACAAGCUACUAGAAAUAAUGCAAAAAAUGUAUGAAUAAAUAAUUGAUGCCAAGCAUGGUGUGUGCCCUUGCAGUCCUUUUUUUAUUGGCGUGACAACUCAAAUGUACAUUUUAAAUAUUUUUUAGCCAGAUAAUGGCAACAUGGCUUUUGAAGCUUGUUGGUUGAUGGUCUGAAAAGCAAACUAGCCCAGCGGAGAACAAGACAAUAGAAUGCAGACACGCUGCACGAGCGCUCUCACUGCGAGUUGCCAUUCUGUUGCGCUACAGUUCGUUUUCCAGGUAAAGACGGAGCUCUGCUCUCGUUGACAUCCUCGUAUCCUUUUUUACUGUCCUCUGUCUGUGCCUUGGGUUGGGCUUUAUUUUUCAAGUCAUGUCACACCAAAACUGCCACAUUAGUCGAACAGCAAGAUGUAGUAGUUGUCUUUAAAAAAAACAUAGUGACACAGUCACAAAUGCCUGCUUCGCUUCAGCUUGGUUCCUAUUGCACUCAGUCAUGGCGCGUGCUGGGCCUCUUUCCAAAAAUAACUUGCUAGGGCGUGCCUUACCUCUUGCCCUCCCCCACUGCACUCUCCUGUGUUGCGUGAUGGCUGUGCAUACAAGUCCAAUGCACGUGCCUCACUUUCCCACUGGGGCUCUACACUGUCUUUCAUUGCCUCACAGAUUUUGUGAAGUACACAAGCAGCUCGAAUAGCCAGUUUGGCCUUGUUCAGCCGGCAAUCCAUCCUCUUCAUCACAAAGCGAAAGCGUGCCUUUAGCCUCCCGAAACCAUUCUCGACAAUCCUCCAAGUCUUUGAAAGAUUGUAGUUGAACACUGCUUCACGGCUUCCAGGCUGAGCAUUUGGAAAUGGCUUUUGCAGGUUCGGUGACAAGGGAAAUGCCUGAUCACACAAAAGAAUCGGUGGAACACUGGUGCCUUCUAUCAUUGCCAUGGGAGAGCUGAAGGUCCCAUUCUCGAUUAGCGUAUGCAGCUUCGAUCGGCCAUAAACACUGGCAUCAUGACACCUUCCGGGA
Messenger RNA from Dermacentor andersoni, 2320 nucleotides. The record is from RefSeq and is a predicted model, not a curated record. NCBI's taxonomy places the organism in Eukaryota, Metazoa, Arthropoda, Arachnida, Ixodida, Ixodidae.